GUCUCAGUUCAGAACAGAUAUCAGCAGCUGAAGGCCUUUAGUCAUCAUUCUCAUCAGAUCAAGAGAAUUCCGCAUCUCUCAGAACCACAAAGACAAAAAGCAGUCCGCUAGAGCCAAGAAGAAAGAAUACACAUGCCAGAUGAUGCUGAUUGUUACAGUGCAUUUCUCACAAAUAAGUGUUUAAAGUUGCUUGCCAAAGAGGCGCCUGGAAGACAGAUUUUUAGAAACUUUACUUAAUAACAACAAAAAAAUUAAAUAAAUAAAAUAAAGUAGACAACACUGAAAAUAUUGUAUCAAUUUGUAGUGCUGAGCUUGUCGGUUUAAGAGUAAAAGCAAAAUGGAAUUAACGACGUUGGACGGGAUAUCCACAGGGUUCACAGAGAACACGGUGAUACAAAACAACUUAUCUUCUAAUUACACAACGAAUUUGACUUUGUAUUACAACACCAGCACCUGUGGAAACGGCUCUGUGACAAGGGCGAUGCCACCUCAACGUCCCAAAGAUUUGGAUUACUCUGUGAGAAUUCUGCUAUACUCACUGAUUUUCCUGCUCAGUGUCUUUGGAAACACAUUGAUUAUCAUUGUUCUGAUCUUGAACAAACGAUUGCGAACUGUCACCAACUCCUUCCUGCUCUCGCUGGCCCUAAGUGACCUGAUGGUGGCCCUUUUUUGCAUGCCAUUCACCCUCAUCCCCAACCUGCUCGGGGACUUCAUCUUUGGGCAAGCCAUGUGCAAAACUGUGGCCUACUUUAUGGGAAUCUCAGUAAGUGUGUCUACCUUCAGCCUGGUGGCUAUAGCCAUUGAGCGGUACAGUGCUAUCUGUAACCCCCUCAAGUCUCGGGCAUGGCAGACCCGUUCUCAUGCCUACCGUGUCAUUGCCUCCACCUGGAUCCUGUCUCUGAUCAUCAUGAUCCCAUACCCUGUCUUCAGCACCCUGAUGGCAUUCCCCAAGGCCAACAACUCCACUGGGCACAACUGCCGCCUCAUGUGGCCCAAGGAUCAGGUGCAACAGGCCUGGUACCUGAUGCUGCUGAUUACUCUGUUCUUUAUCCCUGGUAUUGUGAUGAUAAUUGCCUAUGGACUAAUUUCCCGGGAACUGUAUAGAGGAAUCCAGUUUGAACUGGACCAGAAAAAAGAAAUCACUGCCCAUAAAAAUGGCCUCAAUGUAAAGGGCAAUCCGGCAACCAGCAGUGACGAGGGAGAUGGCUGCUACAUUCAAGUGACGAAGUGUCAGAACAUGGUGGAAAUGUCCAUUCUGAACCCUAGUGGUGGAACCAAGAUGGACAGAGCUCGUAGCAACACCUCCGAGGCCAAGCUCAUGGCCAAGAAGCGCGUGAUCCGCAUGCUCAUCGUCAUUGUUGCCAUGUUUUUCGUCUGCUGGAUGCCCAUCUACUCUGUUAACACCUGGCGGGCCUUCGACCACCACACUGCACACAAGGUCCUCUCUGGGGCUCCUAUUUCUUUCAUCCACCUGUUGUCUUAUACAUCUGCUUGUGUCAACCCCAUAAUCUACUGCUUCAUGAACAAGCGUUUCCGCAAAACAUUUCUAGCUACGUUCGCCUGCUGCUGGAGGCCUUGCUGUCGCUUUCAAGAGACAAAAGAUGACGUCGCCGGUACUGGGGCCUCACUGUCUAAAUUCAGCUACACCACUGUCAGCACACUGGGUCCGUCAUUACCAGCCCCUGUGAGCUGAGAGACAGGGAAAAUCAUAGACAAUGCUAUAACACUG
Messenger RNA from Polyodon spathula (Mississippi paddlefish), 1729 nucleotides. RefSeq names its product cholecystokinin receptor-like. The record is from RefSeq and is a predicted model, not a curated record. Lineage: Eukaryota; Metazoa; Chordata; Actinopteri; Acipenseriformes; Polyodontidae. The coding region runs from base 338 to 1693 and encodes 451 amino acids. Gene Ontology annotation, biological process: neuropeptide signaling pathway. Gene Ontology annotation, molecular function: neuropeptide receptor activity; gastrin receptor activity. The transcript has 5 exons. Gene Ontology annotation, cellular component: membrane.